GCUUCCUCGAGGAGGGUAGAUGGGUGAUAAUGGGUGUAACCAUUCUGCCCGGGAGCCAGGGGGUGUUUAAGCGAGUCCCACACUCAGGGACGGAGCUGUCUACAUGUCAGGGUCCUGAGCAUCCGCAGCCACCUCCACCUAAACCCCGCCGCCGCCCUCACUCUUUCAAAACAGCACGUCCCACUAACCUGCUCUUUUUAAAAAAAAAGCACGAGCCUUUGUCACAUAUGCACUUUCCUGUCUGCAAGAAAGGACCACCCUCUGCUCAAUCCUGUGCCCCCACUCCUCCUCCACCUCCACCACCAGGGACUGAGGAGGUUUUCAGCACUUGCCACGGCAGUUUUUGCUCUGGACAGUAGCACAAAGGCUCAGUGAUCCCCUCGUAUCGCUCAGACACUUGACAGAAACCACAGCUGACAGCCAAUCUCAGCCUCCAGCAGGCUCCCACAGUGCAAAGGGGUUGAAGAAUACACCAAGAAAAAGGAAGGCGCUCUGUGGACUGUUCACCCAAAAUAACAAAAAAAAAAAGCUCUGAAACCUGCAAUCCCUGCAGUCUUUUUUGAAAAAAACACAGAUUUAGUUGCUCAAAAAGAGAAUCUUUACAAUGGAAGAAGACAUGGAUGAGGGGCAGACCCAGAAAGGAUGCCUGGAAUGCUGCAUCAAAUGCCUGGGUGGGAUCCCGUACCCUUCCCUCAUCGCCACCAUCCUGCUGUACGCGGGCGUGGCCCUCUUCUGCGGCUGUGGACACGAGGCCCUGUCCGGCACCGUCACCAUCCUCCAGAACUACUUUGAGGUGGUGAGGAGUCCCGUGGAUGCGCUGGAUGUCUUCACAAUGAUUGAUAUCAUCAAGUACGUGAUCUACGGAAUUGCAUCAGCCUUCUUUGUCUACGGCAUUCUGCUGAUGGUGGAGGGAUUCUUCACCAGUGGAGCCAUUAAAGAUCUGUACGGAGACUUCAAGAUCACCACUUGUGGACGUUGCGUCAGUGCUUGGUUCAUCAUGCUGACCUACAUCUUCAUGCUGGCCUGGCUCGGCGUGACUGCUUUUACCUCCAUCCCAGUUUUUAUAUACUUCAACAUCUGGAACAUUUGCCAAAAUGCCACCGUGCUGGAGGGGGCGUCACUCUGCCUGGACCCACGUCAGUACGGUAUUGUGCCUCUUGUUGAGGUGAAGACGGUGUGCGCUGGAUCAGAGAAAUUCUACAAGAUGUGUGAAUCUACUGAGCUGGACAUGACGUUCCACCUGUUCAUCUGUGCACUUGCUGGUGCAGGAGCUGCUGUUAUCGCCAUGAUCCACUACUUGAUGGUGCUAUCUGCCAACUGGGCCUACGUGAAAGACGCCUGCCGAAUGCAGAAGUACGAGGACAUCAAGUCCAAGGAGGAGCAGGAGCUUCACGACAUCCACUCCACCCGCUCCAAGGAACGCCUCAACGCCUACACAUAAAAAGCAACGGCGUGAGGCCCGGCCCCGCCCACUCCGGCCUCUCUCCCUCUGUCUCUCCUCUUGCUUUUUCUAUCUGUCUCUCUCUACCUGCCCCUCCCAAAAGGGAAGGGGGUGCGGAUGGCGCCUGGGGCCCUCGCCACUGCUGAUGUCACUGGUGCGUCACAUGACAAUGUGGUCUGGGGGGGGGGGUGCAUCACACAAAAAGCUCCUCAGUCACAAGCAGCAUUUCAAAAUGAAAAAAAAAGCCCCUUUACCUCUCUCAUUGAUGGUGUUCUGAAUAUCAUUAUGGCAGUUGUAUUAUUCCUGAGCCCAGGUUGUUUAGUGCUGAUAGUAGUUUUAGUGUAGUUUGUAGAAUCAGAGGUAGCGGUAGUAGUUCUGCUUUUUUCCUUUGUUUCGAAUCAUUUGUGUAUAAUUCUUUACUUUUCCUUAUUUGAUUAUGAGUGUUUUGUUUUUUUUUGCUCUCAUGCAUAAUUUAUUUUUUUGCUGAUUUCUGAGGAGGUCAACAGGGGCUUCAAACGGUUUUCAAGCACAUUUCUCACAUAGUGUGUCUGGAGAUUCCAUGUUCAAGAGCUAUGUACUGUAUGUGAGUGAGUGGUUAGUUUUUUAAAACAUUUUAAAUCUCACAGCUAUGAAGAAUUGUAAACCCAUACCAUUCCAGUAUUUCCAGGGAUUAAGACCACUUUGACGUGAAAGCAAUUUAAUCUGUUUUUCUAUUUCAAGUUAACUAACAGCAAAACAAGAUGAAACCAAAUCGAUGCACAAGAAGUAUUUCCUAAAUGUGCCAAUCCUCUUAAACAGAAAACAUUGACUGAUGGUAGACUUCAGAGGUGGGAAUAGCCAAAUAAAGAUAAAUUGUACCUUAUUUUCUGAUAAUCUCGCCAUUUCAAAGACUUUUGGGACUUUGAAUGGUCCCACCAUCUUUAAAUCGCAACAACCACAAAGCACAUGCUUUCAUAAUCCCUUUUUAAUUUCAUGAAAGCAGAACUUUAUAAAUACUAAACUCCUGUUUAUGCAGAACUCUGCACUGUACAUACUGAUAUAUCAAAGCAAACAUAUAUGUUUCGCACUGACAUUUAAGGACAAUUGUGUUAAGAAUAAGAAUCAAAGUGUCCGCUCACUUUCAAAAAGAAAAAGAAAGCCUGACAAUGAAAAGUCGUAGGCACAAUGGCACUCCUUGGUGGAAUUAUGAGAUUUGAUAAAAGUGUGUGUCGCAGUAUUUUUUAUGUUCAUGACAGUAACAGUUGCCUACAUAUUCUGAUGCCAUAUGGCCACAAAGGUGGCCUGUCACUCCAUUGCCUGGUGUUUUUUUUUAUUUUUAUAUCAGUAUUCCUCAAAGCUAGUUUCUUGCACUUAUUUGACCAUUUCUGUGCUCUCUCUAAAUGUAAGCGCAUUGGUGUUCAACUCAAAGUUGGAUAACUGUACUGUUAGUAAAGACUGUGAAUUUAGAUGUUUUUUGUGGCAUGGACAUGCAUCGGUAUAGUCUUAUUGACUCAAAAGUUACUUUCUUCCACUUUUAUUUCACACUUUGACUGUCUUGCUGGUUCAACCCUUUUUUAUGUGCAGUACUAAACCCUCCCACGCUUUCUGCGUUAUGCUACUGAUAUUAUAGACUGUAGUCCUUGAGUUGUGUCUAUUUAGUUUGUGAUGAGCUUUCAACCAUGUCUUAAAGCUGAUACCUGUACCAACAUUGCUUACUCUGUGAUGAUCAGAAAAGAAAAAAAAGAAGGCUUUCAGCUCUCUCCCUGUAUUAGUCUUUUGUACUUUCACUACGGAUGCUUAGUAGCAAGCUUUAAAUCAAAUUUGUUUUGUACAUUCAUGUGCCAACAGCUUGAAGUGGCUUAUUUGACCUGUAUGAUCAAAUUUGCUUGCAGAAAUAAAAUUCACUUGUGUACUUGUUAAUAAAUGCAACAGGUCGCUUGUGCCUUCUUUUGUUUUGACGCCAAGCAGUCCUAUUGUUGGGAUUACUGGAAAUCCAAAUUAACAACUGCCAGAGGAAUUAAAAAUUGGUCGAAUUUUGUAAAAAAAUUAAUAAAUAAAGAAGCUCCACUUGAAAAUAGUACUAAAUCUCCCCACUAGAUGUCUUCCUUUCCCCGAGUAUCACCAAAUAAAAAUAGUUAUGUCAUUGCAUGGUUGUAACUUUGCACAAAAGGGC
Messenger RNA from Menidia menidia (Atlantic silverside), 3593 nucleotides. NCBI's taxonomy places the organism in Eukaryota, Metazoa, Chordata, Actinopteri, Atheriniformes, Atherinopsidae. The record is from the annotation of a GenBank genome assembly.